ACAAGAAAAAAAAAAACCUACAAUUAUAUUUAUAUAUUUAUAAAAAGUGAAAGAACAAUAUAUGCUUACAUAUUUAUAGCGACUAACAGGAAAAAAUAAUCACAACAUUUACAAUUGAACAGAUAUUUAUUUAUAUUUAUUGCACACGCUCUAACUGGAUUUAAAAGGAAAGUUUCUUGAAAGUUGCGCGGACUUGCUUUUAAUUUAAGGGGGAAAAAAGUGACGUUUUGGUUAUAUAUUCCAAAGAAAUUCAAGGAUAUAAAGAAUACAGUGUGGACCCUGAAUAAGAAACAAAAAUUGUGAAGAAUUCAGUUGGGAAAUUACAUCAUUAUCAACAUUACGCACACAGAGACUAAAAAUACUUAUUAUUAUUAUUAUUUACUUGUUAUAACUUUGUUUGCCUUUUGCCCUUUUUUUUUCACUGACAAUUUAUUGAAGAGAAAAGAAAAAAAGGAUUUACCACUAUUCCAUUAUUAUCAGAUUAAAGUUCUCAUGUUAUUGAACAUUGGUUCUUGGAUCUUGAAAAGACAAAGACAAAAAAAACUUGUUGCAGUAUUUGUUUCGCUUCUUUUGAUUUAAAUAAAUCCUUUUUUUUUUGUGUUUGAGAACACUUGAUAUUUACUAAAAAGGACUUAAAGAAUUCAGUGAAAAAUUUUUUUUUUUUUGCUUUUUUGGUUCAAUUAUGAUGCAAUCUGCUCCAAUCAGUGAAGAAUUAUACGAUUCACUGAACUCCAACCAAAAACCUACCCAGCCCAAGACAAAAGUUGCCGUCGAAGACACAACAAUUGGCCCCUUCGGAGACGGCGGGGGCGACGACGAAGACGACGACGACGACGAUUCCAUUCGGAACUUGUCCAGUAUGACCCCUUGCACGCCCUCGGUGGGAUCUUUCGACAGCAGCUACGCCACUGACGACUCCCCUUCUAAUAUUUCGCCUGGUUUUACGUUCAGUUUCGAACCAGACCAACAUCUUCAACACCACCACCACCAACAACAACAACAACAACAACAGCAGCAGCAGAAGGGAGACGAAGAACAUCAGCAAGAACAACAGCAGCAGCAGUAUCACUUGCACCAAUAUCGCCAACAGCAGCACUAUUGCCGCUCUGUCUGCCGCCGCCAGCUCUUCGAAGGUCCGCAGAACUAUCCCCACCGUUACCACAACCAGCAGCAGCAACAGCAACAGCAGCAGCAGCAGCAACAACAACAGCUCUCCCAUCCUCUCUACUUCCCGCAGCACAUACAGCAGCAGCAACAACAGCAGCAGGAGGAGCAACAUCAUCAUCAUCUUCAACAGCAGUUCCAGGCUCUGUCGAUAGGAAAUAAUACAACUGCUGCUAUCGGUGCUGUGGGCGGCGGCGGCGGUGGUCGUCGCCGUGGCCCAGCUGUCAUAUCGACCAGUCUGUGUAGUGUAGAGAGUAUGAGCGAUUACUCGAUGCGAGAGAGGAGUUCGAACGACUUUGACGAAAACGACGACGAAGACGACGACGACGAUGAUGUUGUCGUUGGCGACGUCGACGACGACGACGACGUCGAUGGAGAUUUGGACAAGGACGACGACGACGAUGAAGACGGCGAUAAUAACGAUGACGUCGACGACGAAGACGAAGUGGUAGGCGCCGCCGACGACGACGAUGAGGAUGACGACGACGAUGUCUUCUCCAAAGACGGAGUAAGUGGGAACAGCGCAUUUCCGAGUUCGCAACGACACGGUGUGUCUCACAGCCGACCAAUACCGAUUCGAUCGGUUGCCAGAAGAAACAGAACAAACGAUUUGAACACGAUGAACCACCACCAUCAUCAUCACCACCACAACAACAAUAACCACAACAACAACAACAACAACGGUUCUACUUCUUCUUACGGAAGUCCGAGCAGUUUCCCCAUGAGCAUGGACCAUCAUUUUAUGGCCAACUUCCGAAACAAUUUCCCGCAACAUUUCCAAGGACCUCCCGGGAUGAGUCCCGACUGUUGCCAGGCGGGGAACAUUUUGGUGUCUUGUAGCUGGGGAUCGGAACUACGGCGCACUAUCGGAACACAAACCUACCCCAUGUUUAGAAGAACCGGCGCAUUGUUUGGAAUUCAAACUGCCUGUCACUUACACAACCAAUCCAGCAUCCGCGCAAUCAUCAGCUCAACAGGUAGGAAGAAAAACUUUUAUUUCUCUUUCUUUCGCUGUUCGCUUUUAAAUCCAUCUCGAUCGCGCUUGUUUUUCCUAUCUCUGAUUGAUUAAACUUAACCUCUUAAAACACACA
Molecule: messenger RNA, 2255 nt
Organism: Octopus sinensis (East Asian common octopus)
Lineage: Eukaryota; Metazoa; Mollusca; Cephalopoda; Octopoda; Octopodidae
Product: probable serine/threonine-protein kinase dyrk1
Exons: 2
Coding region: 683-2233 (516 amino acids)
Biological process (GO): regulation of transcription by RNA polymerase II
Cellular component (GO): aryl hydrocarbon receptor complex; nucleus
Molecular function (GO): nuclear receptor activity; transcription cis-regulatory region binding
Source: RefSeq, a predicted model, not a curated record